This is a messenger RNA of Coregonus sp. 'balchen', 1379 nucleotides long. The record is from the annotation of a GenBank genome assembly. NCBI's taxonomy places the organism in Eukaryota, Metazoa, Chordata, Actinopteri, Salmoniformes, Salmonidae.
UUGCGAAAACAUGGCGGCUUCCAGCAGGUCUGUGGUGGUACUGAAAGCAGUCAAGAACAUUGUUGUGCAGUUUUGUCCAUUUGAAUCCAAUGUUCGUUCCACACGGUAAGAAAGUAAUUUGUCUACUUAAACCAUGUGAAUAUACAUUUUUCUAGUGAGCAGAAUUUGCUUUUAUUCAUUCGAUGAAAGGAAAGCGACCCUUCGUGAUGUUGUGAAACAAAUUCGGGUCCCUCUGUAGGACAAAUAAUGCAUCUCAUUUCACACAGAGAUGCUCACAGACUAUCACGGUAUUAUUUAAUGUUAUCUGUGCAAAAUGUAUUCAUAUUGUUGAUAUUGACAGAUUUAUCAAGGUUAUUAUUUUCUAGCGAGCGAUCUUAAAUCUGUAGCCUAAUAAACUUUGAGAUUGGCAGAUUGAGAUUGUCAUUCAACUUCUCGCUUCAUUGGCAACAACGGUAUAGGCUAAUGUUAGAAUGCUAUUGCUGUAAACUCAAUAUUUGGCAAGCAUCAUCAAGCAAUGUGUUAUAUGACUUUAUUCCAGAUUUACAAAUAUCUAUAAACGAUUAAUUAACUGAUUGUUUAGGCCUAUAAACUACUGCAUACCCUGGAAUAAAUUAAGGUUUGCAUGUAAUUUACAGAUUUUUAAAAAUCCUUUGCAUGGGUGAAGUUAAUCUAUAUUUCUUAUUCCGGUGAGGGACCGAGAUGCAUCCCCUGUUAAUGUGAUGUUCCAUGUUGGUGUCCUGCAGGGAGUUCCUGGUCAUGGUUGGAUCUGAGAAGGCCAGAUCUACCAAUAUGAACUGUGAGGUGAUGGCAGAAGUGAAACACGACCAGUCUGAACCACUGGUAGACAUUACAUUUAGUAAGUAGAAUAAACUUGACUUUUACCUCGACUUUAGAUGAUAUAGGCCUAAGGUAGGUAUAUUAUGCCAGUUGUCACCAAUCCUGGUACUGGAGAGAUAUAGAGUGAAGGCUUUUGUUCCAGACCAGUAUUUACAAAAACAUAAUUGGCCUACAUAAUACGAAUCUAGCUAAUUGGAUUCUUUGGGGUUUUCACCAUUUGGUACCAAGCAGCUGAGUUCCCAAUUUGGUUUUGCGUACCUUUUAUCCUGCCUCAGCUAAACGAGUGCUUUACCUGGUGCAUUCCCCCACUCUUCCCUACAGUGGAUGGAGAAAGGCUAAUGAUGAAGGGAGCGAGACUGACCAGCAAGGAGAUGCUGACAGCACUGCAGUCCAAAUCUGUAGCCAAGGACCCCCAGGCCAAAAUUACAGCCAAGAAGUAGUCCAACCCUCCAUAAUAUGUAUGUCUAUGUAUAUUUGUGAAUGUUUAUAAUAAAAUACUUUAUUGAACUGUUCUGUGUUGGUUUUCACUCAAUUAUAGAAAU